UCUGGAAAUCCAUGGCGGACGAGGGGCCAUCGAACCAGGCGCUCACCGGCACACGCUUCUCCGAGCUGAAGCCAGCUCUCUCUCAGCCUGUGCUUGAUGCCCUCUCUACCGGAGGCUUCCACUUCUGUACUCCGGUUCAAGCGGCGACCAUUCCGUUGCUAUGCAGCCACAAAGAUGUUGCUGUUGAUGCCGCCACCGGGUCUGGGAAAACCCUAGCUUUUGUCGUCCCUCUCGUUGAGAUCAUCCGUGCAUGCCCUGCCCCCAAACCUCACCAGGUCAUGGGAAUGAUCAUAUCUCCAACGAGGGAGUUGUCCUUGCAGAUAUACAAUGUCGCCCGGCCUUUUAUAAUGACAAUGCCGAAAGUUAAGACUAUGCUUCUUGUUGGAGGAGUUGAUGUAAGAGCUGACAUGAAGAGAAUAGAGGAGGAGGGUGUGAAUGUACUUAUUGGUACCCCUGGGCGGCUGCAUGAUAUAAUGGAACGGGCUGAUAUUCUGGAUUUCCGGAGUCUUGAGGUUCUUAUUCUAGAUGAGGCUGAUCGACUUUUGGACAUGGGAUUUCAAAAGCAAGUUACUUCUGUUAUAUCUCGUUUACCAAAGCUUCGCAGGACAGGGCUUUUCUCUGCUACUCAGACUGAAGCAGUGGAAGAACUUUCCAGGGCUGGAUUAAGAAACCCUGUUAGGGUUGAAGUCCGGGCUGAAGCUAAACCAGUGGGUAUGGCAGCAUCACUUGAAACGACCUCUGCCAAGACUCCUUCAGGCCUCCAAAUUGAGUACUUGAUAUGUGAAGCAGAUAAGAAAUCUUCACAGCUUGUUCACUUCUUACUGAAGAACAAAUCCGAAAAGAUAAUUGUUUACUUCAUGACAUGUGCGUCUGUUGACUAUUGGGGGGUUGUCCUUCCACAAAUCACCGCUCUUAAGGAUUGUUCAAUUAAAUCUCUUCAUGGAAGAAUGAAACAGAGUGUGAGGGAGAAAGCACUAGCAGCUUUUACAGAACUGUCCAGUGGUGUUCUUCUAUGUACUGAUGUAGCAGCAAGGGGACUUGACAUACCAGGUGUGGACUGGAUUUUGCAGUAUGAUCCCCCUCAGGAUCCAAAUGUAUUCAUUCAUAGAGUUGGCCGGACUGCACGAAUAGGCAGGCAAGGAAGAGCCAUUGUUUUCCUCUUACCUAAGGAGGAUGCUUAUGUGGAGUUCUUGCGUCUAAGAAGGGUACCACUUCAAGAAAGGGUAUAUACAGAUGAUGCUAUGGAUGUUAUUCCCUUGGUAAGAGCUGCCGGAAAGGAAGACCGUGAUGUCAUGGAGAAGGGGCUUAAAGCAUUUGUGUCAUAUUUUCGUGCAUACAAGGAGCACCACUGCUCUUACAUAUUCAGGUGGAAAGAACUAGAGAUUGGAAAACUUGCCAUGGGUUAUGGUUUAUUGCAAAUCCCGUCAAUUCCUGAGGUCAAGCAUCAUUCCCUCUCAGUUGAGGGAUUCUUACCAGUAAAUAAUGUUUGUGUUACUGAAAUCAAGUACAAGGACAGAGCCCGGGAGAAGCAACGUCAGAAGAAUUUGCUAAGAAAGAAAGAAAAUGAAAGCCUCAAACACAAGUCAGAGAGAGUUAAACAGGUUUUGGAUUCCGCUGAUACCAUGGCAAGAAAGAAAACAGGCCGGCAGCGUCGUGCUACUCAGACAAAAGAGGACAAUGAUGAACUGGAGAAGGAAUAUCGCCUGCUGAAAAAGCUAAAGCGAGGUGCAAUCGAUGAAAGUGAAUAUGAAAAGCUCAUGGGUUUGGGAAACUUCUCUGAAGAGAAUAACUUGUCAGAAGAUGAAGGUGAUAUACCAAGUGUGAAAAAUACCAUGGGUCACAAAAAAACACUAAAGUUUAAGCGAGGAAAAGGAAGGAAACAUGAAGGUAAACAAUCAAAGAUUGGUUUCAAGAAAAGGAAUGUGAGAGCACGGAAGUAAGCUUGGUUUUGGCUUUUUGCUUCUUUCAGUUGCUCUUGGAAGAUCAGCUCUACCCAACUACAUAACACAACUUGCGGCAGCUCGUUUGUAAGUAAAUUUUGACUGGAGGAUUUGUGUUUUGAGGAUUGGUUGUAGAGGGGGACACGGGCACUUUUUUUGGUCCGUCCCGAAACUGGUCAGGUCAAACCUGGCAGUUCAGCCAAUCCAACGGGCCGUGCCGGUGACCCAUAACCAACCUGUACUGUAGAGGAUCUGGUUACAGAUCGAGGCUUUUAUAACCCGUGGCUCAGGCCAACCCCAUUGGGUUUGGGCUAUGGAAAUUUUUGUUAUAAGCUUGAGAAUUUAUAUUUAUAUAUAUAUAUAUAUAUCAUAUAUAUAUAUAUAGAUAACCAAUGAAUGUUGACUUUAAAAACUACUUCCCAAUGAGAAUAUCAACUAAUAUGAUUAAA
Molecule: messenger RNA, 2389 nt
Organism: Dioscorea cayenensis subsp. rotundata (Guinea yam)
Lineage: Eukaryota; Viridiplantae; Streptophyta; Magnoliopsida; Dioscoreales; Dioscoreaceae
Product: DEAD-box ATP-dependent RNA helicase 18
Exons: 11
Coding region: 12-1940 (642 amino acids)
Cellular component (GO): nucleolus
Molecular function (GO): ATP binding; nucleic acid binding
Source: RefSeq, a predicted model, not a curated record